UGAUAUUCACAUCAGGUGUCUUGAUCUUUUGGGUCAGAUGUGUCAUGAAUAUAUUCUUAGAAAAUGAACUGUAUAUAGGGGACCUGUAUAUAGGGGCUUGAAAUUCUGCCUUGCCUGCAUUCUGUGGAUUGCGGUUCCCAGGGAUUGUCUCAACCAUGUAUAGUUUGGUGAGCCGAAGAGGCCGGUGCGUCUGCCUCCUAUUCCUUGUUGCUAUCAAACUUUUUGCCGGGCGCAGGAGCUCAGCUCAUCAUCUCCCAGCUCCAGUGAGGAUGGUUACCCUGCGCAUUUACCAUGCAUGGACAACCACCGCCGGAUAUAUUUCCACGGGGAAACCUUGAAGACGACCAGGUGUUCGUCCUGCACGUGUAACAACUCCACUCUCAGUUGUAUGUUCGAGUCCUGCGGGCCGGCAACAUGUGACAACCCAGUAGGAUUUCCGGGCGUCUGUUGUCCAGUCUGCCCUUACAAUAUAACGGUGACAGAUGUUGAGCCAGAGGUUGCACCUGGUACCUCAAUUUGGCAGGGAACCAAAAACAAAAUUAUCCUUGAUCUGAACGUGGGCUACCUCAACACCAGAGAAACCACGAGCAUAGCAGGGGAGGGUCUAUGGACGACCAAGGUGUGGAUGAGUUCCUUGGCAGAUGGGUCCAAUGAACUCUCCGGCACUGUGGUGGAGGAGGCAUUGACCGAGGGACAGCAGUCCAAAAACUUGAAGAAAUCGUCAGCUGAGCUCUUUAGAAUCCCGGAGAUUCGAUACACGUUUGACCUGACGGAUCACUCUUGUGGUGACGCCAAGUACGUCUGUGCCAAAUUCAACAAAGGACCAAACGCAGAGGUGGAGAAGGACUACUUGGACUACCAUUUCAAGGCAGUCCCGACAGAGGAGGUUUUAACCGGAUGUACUGAAAUCACCGAAUGUAGAGCUUUACUGCCAUGCAAGGACAACAGCAACCGGAUUUCUCUCCACGGGGAAACCUACAAGAUGACUAAGUGUUCGUCCUGCACGUGCAACAAUGGCAUUCUCAGCUGCAUGUUUGAGUCCUGUCCACCAGCACAUUGUAGAAACCCAAUGCGAUUUGCGGAUGUCUGUUGUCGAGUCUGCCCUUACAAUAUAACGGUGACCGAUGUUGAGCCAGAGGUCGCACCUGGCACCUCAAUUCAGCAGGGAACCGAAAACGAAAUUAUCCUUGAUCUGAACGUGGGCUACCUCAGCACCAGAGAAACCACGAGCAUAGAAGGGGAAGGUCUGUGGACGACCAAGAUGUGGAUGAGCACCUUUGAAGAUGGGUCCAACGAACUCUCCGGCACUGUGGUGGAGGAGGCAUUGACCGAAGGACAGCAGUCCAAAAACUUGAAGAAAUCGUCAGCUGAGCUCUUUAGAAUCCCGGGGAUUCGAUACACGUUUGACCUGACGGAUCACUCUUGUGAUGACGCCAAGUACGUCUGUGCCAAAUUCAACAAAGGACCAAACGCAGAGGUGGAGAAGGACUACUUGGACUACCAUUUCAAGGCAGUCCCGACAGAGGAGGUUUUAACCGGAUGUACGGAAAUCACCGAUUGUAGAGUUUUCGAGCGUUAUCCGCAGCGACUCCCCUGCAUGGACAACAGCAACCGGAUUUCUCUCCACGGGGAAACCUACAAGCUGUCUAUGUGUUCGUCCUGCACGUGCAACAAUGCCAUUCUCAGCUGCAUGUUUGAGUCCUGCCAACCAACAACCUGUAGAAACCCAAUGGGAUUUCCAGGCGACUGUUGUCGAGUCUGCCCUUACAACGUGACUGUGAAUCAGGUGACACCGGUGCUUCCCGGCUCUCAGUCCAUCCAAGAAGGUCGAGCGGAGAACGAUCUGUCAGUCAACCUAGACGUGCUGUACGCCAACACCAGAGAGACAACCAGCGUCGCUGGCCAAGGCCUGUGGAAGUCCUCCAUGUGGAUGAGCAGUCAGGAGGAUGGCGCGGUCCAGCUCCCCGGCACCCUGGUGGAGCAAGUCCUAACACAAGGUCAACAGUCCCAGGACCUCAAGAAACGAAGCUUUUUCUCCAGAAACUUCAACAUCAACGACAUCCGUUACCAGGUGGACAUGUCGGAUCUGACCUGCGACGAGGCCCGCUAUCUCUGCGCCAAGUUCAUGAAGGGGGACAACCCGGAGGUGCAGAAAUCCUUUCUGGAAUUCCACUUUGAGGCAAGGCCCAGUGAAGAUGUGUUGACCGGAUGCAGUCCAAUUGAGGAUUGCAAAGGUAUUCCUACAUCACUGAGCGGAUCUAAGAUAGCCGGUUUGCUGAGGAUUGGGAUGAAGGUCGUACGUGGAUCAGACUGGAAGUGGGGUGGUCAGGACGGUAGUCCGCCGGGAGAGGGCCGCAUCGUCAGUGAACUACGGAGUAACGGCUGGAUAACCGUACAAUGGGACUCAACGGGGCGCAGAGACGCAUACCGAAUGGGAGCAGACGACAAGUACGACCUGAAGCUUGUUGACCCUGCGUCUCUGGAUGGAUCGGUUCGGUUGGCGAAUGGCGAUGACGAAUUCCGCGGAGGGGCCAUUCCACACGAAGGGAGUGGCCUGUGAUGGGUCUGAGAGUCAACUGGCUGACUGCCCGUCUCGUUUCUUGAAGAAACGGGCUUGUAGCCACGCCAAAGAUGUUGGCGCCAUCUGUAGUCAGAAGUAAACUGUUCAGACGCAAGCAUUUAUUACGGUUUGAGAUGAUUUUAUACUCAAGCAAAGGUAGUCGGAAAAAUAAUAUUCAGCGAGCUAAAAGUGUAAAAUUUAUAGCCGU
Patiria miniata (bat star) is the source of this 2768-nucleotide messenger RNA. RefSeq lists its product as uncharacterized. Gene Ontology annotation, molecular function: ubiquitin-protein transferase activity; protein binding; metal ion binding. The record is from RefSeq and is a predicted model, not a curated record. The coding region runs from base 296 to 2560 and encodes 754 amino acids. Gene Ontology annotation, biological process: protein ubiquitination. The transcript has 9 exons. NCBI's taxonomy places the organism in Eukaryota, Metazoa, Echinodermata, Asteroidea, Valvatida, Asterinidae.